GGAUGGAAGAUGCCUCGAAGCCCUCCUGCACGGAAGUGCAGGGCGAGCAAGCUAAGGACGAGAAUCCCAAACCAUGUUACAAGAAGAAGAAUCGUCCCUGAACUAUAACAUCGUGCGAGUCCUCAUCUGCCUCAGCAACAACCCUCCCGGGGCGGAAGCUGACAUCGCCCACUCGUCUCGUCUCGUCUCGUCUCGUCGUGGCAAGGCUCAGGCAAGAGAUCCAGAAACUGUGUCAGGAGGACGGAGGACGAGCAUUUCAAUUCCAUAAAGAUCCAUAGCUUCUCGGCCUUCUCUUGUCUUCAAUCCCACUCGUCUGCACUCGAGCGAGCGAGUGGUGAGAGGUGUCGGGCCCAGACAGACCAGAAAGGAUCGCUUUGCUGUAGUUUGGAAAAGUGGAGUUGUUCAGGAAGCUCAAGAAGCUCGGAGCCAAAAUGGGGCUCACUUUCACCAAGCUGUUCCAGCGGUUUUUUGCCAAGAAGGAGAUGCGAAUUUUGAUGGUGGGUCUGGAUGCGGCCGGAAAGACGACGAUUUUGUACAAGCUGAAGCUGGGAGAGAUCGUGACCACCAUUCCGACGAUCGGCUUCAACGUGGAGACGGUGGAGUACAAGAACAUCAGCUUCACGGUCUGGGAUGUGGGAGGUCAGGACAAGAUCCGGCCUCUGUGGAAGCACUACUUCCAGAACACUCAGGGCUUGAUUUUCGUGGUGGACAGCAACGACAGAGAUCGUGUUACCGAAGCCCGUGACGAGCUGCACAGAAUGGUGAAUGAAGAUGAGCUUCGUGAUGCAGUGCUGCUGGUUUUUGCCAACAAGCAGGAUCUGCCCAAUGCUAUGAACGCUGCCGAGGUCACCGACAAGCUGGGCCUGCACUCGCUGCGCCAGCGCCAUUGGUACAUUCAGAGCACCUGUGCCACCUCCGGCGAGGGCAUGUACGAAGGCCUCGACUGGCUGUCCAGCAACAUUGCCAACAGCUGAUUCUGUUCGCUGCAACGACCUUCAUGCCUGCCCCUUCACGAGGUCGCCCAGGCCAUCAUCGUCUGCCAGUAGUGGCCGGGGUUUUUUCAAUAUGGACCUGGAUCUGAAGCAUCGUUCAGCAGCAGCAGCAGCAGCUCCGAGACAGUCAGAUUGUCGUAUCUAGUGCUGCCCAAUGUCUGCAGAUUUGUGUGUCUAUGGUGUGGAGACUUCCUGCAGUGGAUAGUCUGACGGCUAUGAGCAGUGACAAACGACUCGCUUGUACACUGUGGCGAGUUUCUCUUUCAUUAGAUCUCCUCGAUCGAUGGAUGCGCUGAAAAGGCUUCUAUCCAUGUCCUGUCCUCGUUUGCUCGACGAUCGAAAUUCGGAAAAGAGCUGAAAAGUUCAUGUAGAUUAUGAAAUGCUUGUACCGGAUGAAGAGAUGGGAACGUUCUAGAGCUUUGAUGCACACUAGUACAGUCCUCUCAACAACUGCAACAGAUCCAAUCCGAGAUCUUGUGGGAUGAGCAUUAUAAAUGUGGAAUUGAACUUCCGUAGGCUCACUCCCAUUCGUUAGACAUCUUUCCAACCGAUUGGUAACGCCCUUUGUCAAUCUGUUUGUUUUUCACAGAAACCUUUCAAGAGCUUCAUCUAUGAAUACCAAGGCUGAUUCCCCCAGG
This is a messenger RNA of Marchantia polymorpha subsp. ruderalis, 1630 nucleotides long. The record is from the annotation of a GenBank genome assembly. NCBI's taxonomy places the organism in Eukaryota, Viridiplantae, Streptophyta, Marchantiopsida, Marchantiales, Marchantiaceae.